Molecule: messenger RNA, 3282 nt
Organism: Sebastes umbrosus (honeycomb rockfish)
Lineage: Eukaryota; Metazoa; Chordata; Actinopteri; Perciformes; Sebastidae
Gene: crfb2
Product: cytokine receptor family member b2
Exons: 16
Coding region: 352-3099 (915 amino acids)
Molecular function (GO): protein binding
Source: RefSeq, a predicted model, not a curated record
CUGGGAGCUUGUUCCAAAUAUUUGGUGCAAAAGCCACAUCGCACCGUCAAAUUGCGAAUACAAAUCAUGUGUGUAAACAUCCAUCGUACAAAUUAACAGGAGUUCCUUAAACGCACCAGAGCACUGUUGUCUGUAACGUGUGUCCACAGUGUCCACAGACAGCUGGUCCACAGGGGACAGUCCGUGAUUGCCUCGUCUGCCAUAGCUGGAGUUGGUGGAGAAACAUGGACCCGCUUCUCUGGACAGUGUAGUAUGGAAAGCGAAAGCAGCAGCAGCAGAGUCCAGAGAGGUGUGGUGGUGACUAACUGCUUGAGGGGCUGAUGGAAGUGGAGCAGAGAUGCUUUGGCUGUCAUGACUGCUCUCAUCCUGAUGCUCGCAUGGCUGCCUCACGUCCUGCUAGUUAUGAGUGAAGUCCCCCAGCCUGUCAACGAUUCCCUGAACUCACGCCAUUUCAGUCAUGUGCUGAAAUGGGAGCCUGGACCAAGGACACCCCCAGGAGUCUACUACCGUGUCACUGUUCAUACAGAAACGGGAACUUCCAGGGUGCCAGUGGAUGGCUGUGAGCAUGUCCAGCACCCGCUGGUCUGCAACCUGACAGAGGCCUUCUCCAACCCGAGAGAGGUCUACUUCACCCAGAUCACAGCACUGCUGGAAGCAGAGGAGUCACAACCAGUCUUCCGCGAAGGAUUUAGACCCAUCAGAGACACUGACCUGGACCUGCCGCUGCUGACUGUGGCACUCUGUGGUGUGGAUUUGUGUGUGGACAUGGAGCCUCCCAUGGAGCACCUUAGAGAGAUCUACGAUUCUCUGCAUUACACUCUCAAGAUCAAGAGCGACAAUGCAGACAAAGCCCAGUUUUUUAAGGACACCACGUCUCUCAGAAGAGAGAUUUUUAAGGAUCUGGUCUCUGGCAGACAGUACUGUGUCUCAGUCCGCUUCUCAGACAGCUUGGCGCAGAGGGAGUCCAACUACAGCCGACCUGUAUGUGCCGUCCCUCCCGGCCUCUAUACUGCAGAACCGUGGAUCUCAGCCGUCAUGUGUUUGUUGGUGAUAUCUGGUGUGGUGGUCGGGGUCCUGCUGGUCUAUACUGGUUUCACCAGUCUGACGAGGAGUCCGCUGCCAUCAGUCCUGACAUCCAUCCAUCACAUAGAAGAGGCUCUCGCUGUUCCGUCCCGCAACACGUCCUUGUCUUCUCUCUUGAAUCUCAAGCCAACACCGCCCUCUUCAGGUGAAAAGGGGAGCGACCAGUCAUCAGACGAGAGCGACGGGGAGAGUGAAACGGAGAUCACUGGUGGGAGCAGACGAGGGGGAGGAGAUUAUAAACUGCAAAAGGGCACUAACCUCCUCUCUUCUUCCUCCUCUUCAUCUUCAUCAUCUUUGUCAGCUCCUUUAGCCCCGAAGCCUGAAUCGCCCAGCUUCUCCUCAAACCAAAAAACAUCAGACGUCUUCAGUACCCGGCCUUCUGAACUCUCGACGUUAACAGAGACACAUUCCGAUGCUGCACACACCAUCUCACACUCUGAUUCUCUACCGAUAUCAAACCGGCGCUCAGACCCCUGUCCUGCAGACACAGACGGUUUGGCUGUCGGAAGAAUCCAGCCAAAGAAGGAGGAGGAGAAGAAGUUGAUGGGAGAGGAGGACAGACAGGAUGUCGACCUCCUCACGUUAACCUUCAGCGGGCUGGGGGAGGAUGAGGAGGAGGAGGAGGAGGAGGAGGAGGAGGAGGAGCCAGAGUCUUCCUCUGCUUCAGAGGUGUACAACACCAUUCCAACCCUGCCAUCACCAACUAGGGACACCAAGGAAGUUGCCAUAGAAACUGUCUCCUGCUCUGUUGAUGAAGAGGAGGAGGAGGAGGAGGAGGAGGAAGAGCACUCUGGAUAUAUGGGGCGUGUAGUUCCCACUAUGUGUGAGGGCUGUUGGGGGAAUUUUGGGGAUCAGAGAAAGUCGUUGACUAAAGUAGAAGUAGUCCAGGUAGAGAGGAACCAGGUAGUUGUGUGCUCAAACCCAAAAACGAGCCUUAUCUUGCAGCAAGACUUCUUUACUGCAAGACGUGACACAGUCUAUGGAGGGACGAUGGGGUUGUGGAGGCUUCUUCUUCUUCUGCAUGUACACCUUGGUAAUGCUCCCUGGAUUGAAGUGGUUUCCCUCCCCGCACCUUCCAACGUCUCCAUCUCCUCCUUCAACAUGGAGCAUACACUCAGCUUCCUGCCUGGCCCCGAGACCCCUUCCGACACCCACUUCAACGUUCAAAUCCUCCGCCCCAGGAAGAACUUGUGGAAACCAGUAGCUGCUUGUUCGGAGCUGACGGCCGGACAGACGUGUGACCUGACCCGAGUGUUCAAGGACCCGUACGAUCACUACCGAGCCCGCGUCCAGGCCUUCACAGCCACCCAGACGUCCAACUGGACCAUGUCUGGGCACUUUCAGCCUCUGUCAGACACCGUGUUGGGACCUCCUGAUGUGUCCGUGUCCGGCUGUGGGAACUGUUUGCUCCUGCAGCUCAGUAUUCCAACAACGAGGACACACCAGCAGCUGAAAGACUUCUACAGAGGAGUCGUCAUCCAUGUGCAAAGGACCAGGGAUGGUACGCAGUUCAGACUCAAUUUGCCUUACAAAGAGGAGAACACGAUCACGUACCUUCAGCCAGGUGUGGAAUACUGUGUGACCGUCUCUGUGAAAUCACCCUUCAACUCUAACCCCGUCUCCAGUAAACCUCACUGUGCCUUCACCAGCCCUACUCCAUCCAGAAGCGAACUGUACGUGGCCUUCAGCCUGCUGGCUGUGUUCUGUGCUCUGGGGUUUCUCCUGAUUGGACUGGUUGUCAGCGGUCAGCUAAGCUUUGCGUUACUACGACGAUGCCUACGCAGAACUCUGUCAUACAUCCUCCACCUGUGCCAGAAUCGGGUAAAUGCACCCAUUGAACUCUCAGGUCAGAUCUCAGGCACGCAGCGACAUAAAGAAAGCUCCGCUGACUGCCUUCUGACUACCCACAGGCCUGCUCGACCACCGAGGAGCAUCUCUGAGGAGGGAGAAAAAGACUGCGGAGAGGCUGUGAAAUCUAACAUGGAAAUGGAAGUGUUGGGGAGGGACAGGACGUGAGCUAGAGAGACUAGAAGAGCUUGUCUAGGCAGAGUUGAUUUGGCUGACUGGUUUUGAGAUGUUUUUAAAGUUUAUGGUUUACUAUCCGAAUUUUUGUAAAUUUUUAUAAUCCUGUUUCUAUGUCAAUAUUUCUAAUUUCCUCUUCCUCUUUCUAAAUUUGUUUGAGGUUGAUGAAGUUGCUGU